AUGCCUGCACCCGCGUCGCCACUCCCUACGCGUUCUCCAGGCAUGGCUCCUGAAAAGUCCGCAGCCAGGCGGAAGGAGGACGACGACGAAGCACGCCCAUACGUUAUCGUAAGCGACAUAGGCAAAGGAAGCUUUGCCACAGUAUAUAAAGGAUACCAUGAGGACACACACCACCAGGUCGCAAUCAAGGCCGUUCGCAGGGAAAUCCUCACGGCCAAGUUACUCGACAAUUUGCAAAGCGAGAUCGAAAUUCUCAAGUCUCUGUCGCACCGACAUAUCACAAAACUUAUUGAUAUUGUUCGUGCGGAACGCAACAUAUAUCUCAUUAUGGAAUAUUGUGCUGGCGGAGAUCUCACUAACUACAUCAAGAAGCGUGGGCGCGUCGAAGGUCUAGAGUAUGCUCCGUUUUCGGGGGCUGCUCUCCAGUACUAUCCUCACCCGAAGUCGGGUGGUCUGAAUAUUGUAGUUGUUCGUGGCUUUUUGCGUCAGCUCGCGCGAGCACUCAAAUUUCUGAGAACCCGGAACCUUAUGCACAGAGACAUCAAGCCUCAGAAUCUACUCCUCAAUCCCGCCUCACCGGAAGAACUCGCCAAGGGUCAUCCCAUUGGUGUUCCAAUACUUAAGAUCGCGGAUUUUGGUUUUGCACGAUCCUUGCCAAACGCGAAGUUGGCGGAAACACUUUGCGGCUCGCCAUUGUACAUGGCACCCGAAAUCCUGAGGUAUGAGAAGUAUGACGCGAAGGCCGAUCUGUGGAGUGUCGGUGCUGUGUUGUAUGAAAUGUGCACUGGGAAGGCCCCGUUCCGCGCGCAAAACCACGUCGAGCUGCUCAGAAGAAUCGAAAGCUCCAAAGGUGUUAAGUUCCCCGAUGAAGAACUCCAAUCCGCGACAGGUUCCACCAAAGCAGACGAAGUAUAUGUUGUACCCCAAGACAUCAAGGACCUUGUCCGCGCUCUAUUGAAGCGUCAACCAACUGAACGUGCAAGUUUCGAGGAGUUCUUCAAGAGUGAAGCCCUCGCAAAAUCCAAAUUUCCACGACCAGCGCCAGAUGCGACCUCCCGCACUUCGACUCUGACUACAGCCCAGAGUUCACAGCCAGAUGACGAUGCAGACGAUGUUCCCAUUGGACAUAUUCCAGACCAUCAUCGCGUGAUACCUCCAGAGGUACUUGAUCCGAAAGCAAUGAUUCCGCCUAGCAAAUUCCACUUCAGAAGACGAGAGACGAAUCCAGAAGAAAAUACUUCUCCUAUCCUUACGAACGCACCUAUUGAGCCAGCUCAAGAACCCACUAAACCGGGCGCUGAUGUGCCCGUUCCUGUUGCUAUGAAAGGCCGAUUAGGACCAAUGCCGUUGUCAACUGAAGGUUCCGUCAUUCCGGGAGAGUCUGAAGAAGAUGGACUUAUACGAAAAGAAUAUGUACUUGUCGGGGAUGUUCGUGCACUGGAGUUCAACCAAGCGGUUGAUGAGCUCAGUUCAGUUCGGCGGCGGCGGGAAAUGGAGCGCAACCUGGUCUCCGAUCUUCCGGACGAUAUAUAUCCCCCCUACCGCCCAUCUUCAUCGCCUCAUUCUGGUUCGCCACGUUCUGCCACGAGCCACAACACGACGUUUCCACCUCCACCGAACCCUCACGCACCUCCCCUCUCCUCGUCACCUUCACGUAUGGCUUCGAAUGCUCUCAGUCGAGCGCUGAGUCUCGCGUCGCGAAAGUUGUUUGGUGUCUCGACGCCUAAGUCGCCCGUUUCCCCCGGCGCUGGUCAUUACCAGACAUCCCCACGACGGCCGCAGAUCCUUAUACGAUCGCCUACGGGUGAAGGGCUAAAACAGAAAGAUGGCAUGGCUGUCGAACGUGAUCCGAUGGAAAAUCAGUUAUUGGACUCGUUGGAAGAGCUUGCGCAGAAAGCGGACGUGUUAAUGCAUUGGGCGGACGAGAUGUAUGAAUGUGUCAAAGCAGUACCGCAGAAACCUCUUCCCGACCCAACUAAGUUUAUGCGUCGAGAAGGAGAGGCAGAGAAACAUGCUCAGCGGAGGCGGCACGCAGACCAGGAAGCAAAUGUUAACGCCGUGACAUGUGUCGCAGUAUACAUACUUUUGAUGUCCUUUUGCCAGAAGGGCAUCGACAAGCUUCGGAACUACCAAGAACAUUUGAGGAUGCGACAACCUGAUUGCGAACUCACGGUCAGCGAGGGUUUUAACGACGCCCUUUUUUGGUUUAAGGAUCAGUUUAUCAAAUGUAACGAUCGUACUGGGCUUGUGAAGACCUGGUUACCUGUCCAAUACGAUGGUCCCGAGACCUGUCUGGAACAACUGGUCUACGAUCGUGCCUUGUCCCUUAGUCGAACGGCUGCACGAAAGGAAUUAUUAGAUCCAGCGGAGAGUCCCACAGAAUGCGAGAAACUCUACGAGGAGUCCCUUUGGUGUCUUUAUGUCUUGCAAGAUGACCUCCAGCAUGACAACCCGUUCUUGGAAGAGGACCGUACCAUGAUCGCCACGUGGAUAACCCGUACAAAACUCCGACUUGUUCGGUGUCGAGCGAGAAUGAACAUGACUACCAAAGACCGUAUCAAGGAUGCUCGCGCUGACCAGAACCUGCACGACGCACGGUAUCCACCACCGUGGGAUCCGCAAGCUGCUGAGCAGCUUCAAGAACAAACGCGAUCGUGA
This is a messenger RNA of Pisolithus orientalis, 2658 nucleotides long. RefSeq names its product kinase-like protein. The transcript has 12 exons. Gene Ontology annotation, cellular component: autophagosome; cytoplasm. Gene Ontology annotation, biological process: protein autophosphorylation; peptidyl-serine phosphorylation; autophagosome organization. Gene Ontology annotation, molecular function: ATP binding; protein serine/threonine kinase activity. NCBI's taxonomy places the organism in Eukaryota, Fungi, Basidiomycota, Agaricomycetes, Boletales, Pisolithaceae. The coding region runs from base 1 to 2658 and encodes 885 amino acids. The record is from RefSeq and is a predicted model, not a curated record.